This is a messenger RNA of Solea solea (common sole), 4073 nucleotides long. RefSeq names its product MDM4 regulator of p53 (gene mdm4). Gene Ontology annotation, biological process: regulation of cell cycle; negative regulation of apoptotic process; protein ubiquitination. The transcript is spliced from 11 exons. Gene Ontology annotation, molecular function: ubiquitin-protein transferase activity. Lineage: Eukaryota; Metazoa; Chordata; Actinopteri; Pleuronectiformes; Soleidae. The record is from RefSeq and is a predicted model, not a curated record. The coding region runs from base 272 to 1807 and encodes 511 amino acids. Gene Ontology annotation, cellular component: nucleus.
GGAACUUGUUUAGCCAUAUUCAUAGUUUUGAAUCUGCAGUUAGCUAACCCUAACAUUAGCUGCUCAUCAGAAUUAGCUUGUGUUGAACAUUUUUCUUUUUGUACGUAUGUAUAUUUAUGAGAUGUCGUCCACUUGUUAAGACAGCAGUGCGAGUUGGAGCUAUGUGGCGGCGGUGAAGUAAUGUCAACCCAUCACGGUGAGAUAAUUUUUAACGGACGCAUUGUUCAGGAAGCUAACUGGGCUAACCUUAGCUACACGUUUGCUGGCGACGAUGGCAGAUGUAGCACACGUCUUUCAAACUUGCCCACUUAGUUCAUUUACUAUGAACUCCCUGUCAGUCCAACCCCCAGUAUCAAGCUCAUCAUGCAGGACGCUGCCUGGAGAGGGGAAUCAGGUACAACCAAAGGCCCCUCUUCUGCAGAUCCUGCGUGUUGCUGGAGCCAAGGAAGAAGUGUUCACACUCAAAGAGGUGAUGCACUACUUGGGUCAGUACAUCAUGGGCAAGCAACUGUAUGACAAACAGAGGCAGCAUAUAGUCCAUUGCCAGGAUGACCCUCUGGGAGAGCUGCUGGAAGUAGAGAGCUUCUCUGUCAAAAACCCAAGCCCGGUGUAUGAAAUGCUGAAGAAGUACCUGGUUGUGCAUGAUUGUGCUGACGCUGCAGAGAAUCUUUCUGUGGGCCGUGAGUGUGUAGAGGGAGGAGUGGAAGAUCGUGGUCAGAUAUGCGGAGGUGUGGUCAAAGCAGGACUGGAGGCUUGCCAGAACGUGCCUCCCCUGCAGACCCCCUCCCAGAGACGACCACGGGAGCCAGAUGAUGACUCCCUUGAAGGCUUGCCACGGUCAGCAUGCAAACGCCCCAAACUGGAUGUUACCCUGGAUGAUUGGGAUCUCUCUGGCCUGCCCUGGUGGUUUCUAGGUAAUCUCCGUAGCAACUAUAGCCGUAGAAGUAACGGCUCCACUGACAUCCACACAAACCAACUGUCUCCCGCGCAGGAGGAGGACACGGCCAUCGUGUCGGACACCACAGACGACCUGUGGUUCCUGACUGAGGGCGAGAGUGAACAGGUGAGCGUGGUGAUGAAAGAGGCUGCGCUGGAGGAAGGAAGCGGAGGAGAAGGGGAGGCCCCGCCCGGGGAUGAUGACGGAGGAGGGAAGGAGAAGAAGUUGGAUCGAGAGAUGCAGGAAGAGCCUGAUGAAGACUCGCAGUGUUUGAGUGAUGACACGGACACAGAGAUUUCCAUACAGGAUGCAUGGCAAUGCACAGAGUGCAGGAAGUACAACACGCCUCUACAGAGGUACUGUGUUCGCUGCUGGGCCCUGCGUAAGAACUGGUACAAAGAUGUCCCCCGACUCGCCCACUCCCUCUCUGUCCCAGACAUCCCAGCCUGCAGUUCCCUCACCACCCACGACGAGGAGGACGACAGCGACGCGGGCAUCGACGUCCCCGACUGCAACAGGACAGUGUCUGACCCCGUCAUCCUGCCGUCUCACUCCACCGCCGACCGACCACUGCCCCCGAUGGGGAAAGGCAAAGGUCCUCGGCCCUCAGGCUUCCACAAGGCUGAGCUGCUGUCAGGAGGGGAGAGUCAGGAAGACCUAGGCAUGGAGGUAGAAGACGUCAGGCCCGAGGCUCUGUUAGAGCCAUGCAAGCUCUGCCGAGUGCGGCCACGUAAUGGAAACAUAAUCCACGGGCGCACGGCUCACCUGCUGACGUGCUUCCCAUGUGCGAGGAGGCUGCAUAAGUUCCAGGCCCCUUGUCCAGGAUGUGGAAAGAUCAUUCAAAACGUCAUCAAGAUAUUCAUCCUUUAAAAAUCUGUUCAUUUCAGUGGUUCCAUCAUGGUACGGUUUGGUACAGUACAGUAUGGUUUAGAACAGUAAAGCCUGAGAACUAGGGAUGCAUGAUAUUGGCCUUUUUGCCGAUAUCCAAUAUGCAGAUGCAUUGCUUGGGCCAAUAACUGAUACCGAUAUAAGUUUUUCCCGGCGCCCAACUGCAGAGGUCAUUUAGUCUCUUUUGUUGGGAAACGAACAUUAUCAUUUGAAUACUCAUGUCGCAGAAGAUUUUCUUCUUUGAGUGAAAUGAAUAAACGAAAACGAUAAUUGUAGAGGGCGCCAGCAUGGAAGUGAAGGAGGUAGCAGCCUAUUUAGCCUACUGCUGUAGCCAUUGGUCAUAUCGGCAGAUCUUGGUGUGUUUACUGAUAUUCGAUAAUUCAUUUUAAAGCCAAUAUCUGCUGAUGUCCCUAACGAGAACCGUACCUUAGUUUGCGGGGUGUGGGCUCACGUAGCGUGGCGUACUGGUGCGACGACAACAGACUACAAUGGAGGACAUCCAGCUUUGUGCGAGAAUAGACUGCAGGCGUUUGCCUCAACUUCCAUAGGAUGUUGAUUACACUGAUCACAAGGGAGUGACAUUUUUCUGUCACCCUGCUGACCUUACUGUACUAUUUUACUCUGGUUCCCUAAGGGAAGGGUGUCAAAGAAUGGAAUAGUCGGGGCUGGUUAUUUUGGUACUAUUCCUAAUGGAAACUCCAAAAAAUACGUACUGUACCAAACCAAACCAUUCCACUUGGUGGAAACACUGCUAAAACACAGUGAGUCAGCAGACUCUAAUUGGACCUUAAUCAGCAUAAAUGAUGACACAGCUGCAGUUGCAUGCACUCAAAUACACACGCACACACACACACACACACGCACGCGCGCUCACUCUCCUUUUUGAGACGUGCACCUCAACCUCUACAGAUGCGCACGUGAAAAGCACUUGGUGACGCUUGAGUUUGGUUGCAUGGUUUAUUUUGCCAUCACACUGCCUCUGAAGUAUUGUUAGGUGAAACCUUGGUCGUCUCUCACACCCGCAUAAGGGACGUACCAAGGCUGAAGUAUUUAUUUAUGAGAAGAUCACAAUGGCAAUGCAGCACACGUUUGUGUGAAUGAUUCUUAAUUUUAUGAAGGCUCUUCUUUUCAGGCUGCUCCCUGAUUGGUUUUUCUGUUGCAUUUAAUGUUGCUUGCCUUGGUUUUGUUAUUAGUUAAGUCGACUUCUUCAUCGUGACACCUUUCUUUUACUUCAUGCGUUCUCCACAUCUUUUUUUGCAUAUUCGUAUCUAGCGCUAAGAUUUGAGUAAUGAAGUCGAGACUGAAGGACUGAUUUCAACACCUACGCCUUCAUGAAUAUUAUAUCCUUAAAGCUUUUCUCUCUAACAUGCGUUCAUUUCAGCACCAAAGAAUGUAGUGUCAAAUACAAAGUGGUGGCUUAAGUCCUGUUUCUCUCAGCAUAGUAUUUUAAUAACAGUAGAGUUGACUUUAUAACCUGCUUGAGAAUGCACAGCUGAAGUAUUUACUGUAGUUUUCUCUCGCGGUAGUAAAUUGAUGUUAAUAUGUAUUGAAUAUGAUGCCAAUCUUCUCCUCUGACAGAUUUGCCUGCAGUAAUUUAUGUCCUCUAAUUGUCGGUCGGUGUUUAAGUUGCAUCAUUUUGGAAAAAGGACACUUCUCUCCCCUUUUCCUGGACUGGAAAAAUGAAAGAAUAAUUUCUGUAUAUUUUGUAUUUAAUUUAUUUCUGUCUUUAUAUUUUUGUUCCAGAUGGCCACUUGUGAUGAAGCAGAAAAAAAGGGCUGCACUUGUUACAGAGUUCUACACGUGUAAUUUACAGAAAAGUGUUUUCAGAAAUAUGAACACGGUCUCUAAAGAAGCGUGAGGGGAGUAGUUGGGGAGUUUGAUUUAAGCGUUACACUGCCAAGUAAUGACUUUUAACUUUGAUUUGUACAUAACAGAUUUUAUUUGAAGAUUGUGGAUGCUAUUUAGUUGCGGUGAAAUACAUUAUGCUCUCCAGCUUUAAGAAAUUGAGUGACACGUAACAUAAAGGGAGCACCAUAGAUCUCUGAUAUUUACUUGUGCUUAAUGUUUCUGCCAGCAGGUGGCGUGGUGACUCAGCAUUCUCUCUGGUGCACAGUGAAGCUUACCAGUACCAGUAACAUGAUGAUAAUGUGUAAUAUAAAGCAUGUUUCCUGUCGUGACUUGCACUAGCGCUGAGCUGGUGCGUGUGUGAGCUGUAUCAGCUGUAUAAAAGCUACUCUAUAAACAUAAA